This is a messenger RNA of Sebastes umbrosus (honeycomb rockfish), 2868 nucleotides long. RefSeq names its product rho-associated protein kinase 1-like. Gene Ontology annotation, cellular component: cytoplasm; cytoskeleton. The transcript is spliced from 2 exons. Bases 217 to 2241 code for a protein of 674 amino acids. Gene Ontology annotation, molecular function: protein serine/threonine kinase activity. The record is from RefSeq and is a predicted model, not a curated record. NCBI's taxonomy places the organism in Eukaryota, Metazoa, Chordata, Actinopteri, Perciformes, Sebastidae. Gene Ontology annotation, biological process: actomyosin structure organization; peptidyl-threonine phosphorylation.
ACAUUGUGAUGUCAUGGUUCCGGAACUUGCUUUAAGACAUCACAUUGGCUUCAAUCUCAGAAGUCUGUUUAGAAGUCUGUAUUUUAACCAAACUUUCAGUCCGUUUACAGUCCUAUCGAACAGAGACCUAAACGCCAGUCUGAUCGACAACAGAGACUUCUGUUACAGAGAACCACAGUCUGCUUUGCAUAUCUCAAGUCUGCUACAGAUAGUGCAAUGGAUAAAACACAAAAUCCAAAAAACUGGGGAUUUGUUGGUGGUCCUCAGGGCCUACGAGGACCUCGCCAACAUUACCCUCAGGGCCAACCUCGACCUCGUCAAUAUGACCCAUGGGACCAACGAGGACCUCGACAAUAUGACCCUAAGGGCCAACCUGGACCCUGUAAUCAUGACCCUCUGGGCCAACCUAGACCUCGUCAAUAUGACCCUCAGGGCCAACCUGGACUCUGUAAUCAUGACCCUCAGGGCCAACCUAGACCUCGUCAAAAUGACCCUAAGGGCCAACCUGGACCCCAUCAACAGGACCCUCAGGGCCAAACGGGACCUCGUCUAUAUGACCCUAAGGGCCAACCUGGACCCUGUAAUCAUAACUAUCAGGGCCAACCUAGACCUCGUGGACCUAACUAUCAGGAGAGGAAGAAGUACCACACAUACCACGACAAGUGCUACCAGGUCGUCUCAGAGCAGGAGGAACACAUCUCCAAACUAGAGAAAGCUCUCCGACUCCAGCAGGAGAAGAUGGAAUCUGUCCAGCUCCUGAACAAGGAAUAUUUGGAAAAGUUGCUUGAAUGCCAUGAUGAAGACAACCCGGCGAAAUUGAAGAGCCAACAACAGAUCUAUCAGAAAACAAACCUGGAUCUCAUCGAAGACAUGAACAUCCCUCAGACCCUCAAAGACACUAUUAGCCAACUGUUGCUCACAGGAGAUGAAUUCCAAGAGCACGAAACAGUUUGGCAAGAAAAAUAUGAAGCUCUGGAGGGCAGGUUCGCAAAGGACCUGGCCUCAAAAGAACAGGUUUGGGAGACCAAAAUAAAAGAGAUGGAGAGAAAGGUCAAUCAGGUGGAGAUUGAGAAGAAAGAACUGGUGGACAAAUUUACCAUGGACAUGGCCGACAAAAAACAGGCCUUGGAACAGAGCUUGAAGACCAUGGAAGACUGGCUCGAAUGCAACAAAGUUCGGGAAUCAAGGUUCCAAGAGGAGCUGGCCAAGAACAAAGAGUUAGAGACCAAAUUAAAAGAGGUGCAGGAUGAGAACAACUACCUGGCCGAAAAACAUCAACGCCAGGAGAUGGAAUUAAACAAGCUGCAGGAUGAGAACAACGACCUGGCCGAAAAACAUCAACGCCAGGAGACGGAAUUGAACAAGGUGCAGGAUGAGAACAACGACCUGGCCGAAAAACAUCAACGCCAGGAGAUGGAAUUGAAUAAGCAGCAGGAUGAGACAAAGGACCUGGCCGAAAAACAUCAACGCCAGGAGACGGAAUUGAACAAGCUGCAGGAUGAGACAAAGGACCUGGCCGAAAAACAUCAACGCCAGGAGAUGGAAUUAAACAAGCUGCAGGAUGAGAACAACGACCUGGCCGAAAAACAUCAACGCCAGGAGAUGGAAUUGAACAAGGUGCAGGAUGAGAACAACGACCUGGCCGAAAAACAUCAAUGCCAGGAGAUGGAAUUGAACAAGCAGCAGGAUGAGACAAAGGACCUGGCCGAAAAACAUCAACGCCAGGAGACGGAAUUGAACAAGCUGCAGAAUUGGAUCCAGGACCUGGCCGGAAAACUUCAAUGCCAGGAGACGGAAUCGAACAAGCUGCAGGAUGAGACAAAGGAGCUGGCCGAAAAACAUCAACGCCAGGAGACGGAAUUGAACAAGCUGCAGAAUGAGAUCCAGGACCUGGCCGGAAAACAUCAACGCCAAGAGAUGGAAUUGAAACAACUGCAGGACAAGAACAACGACCUGGUCGAACAACAACAACGCCGGGAGACAGAAUUCAUUCAGUUGCAUGACGAAAACGAGGUCCUGGAGAAUCUCUGUCUCAAACUGAAGAAGAAGAAGAAGUGGGGUUCCUUCUUUCGCAGAAAUGAAACAGAGGAUAGGCAGACACAAUUGGAGGAGUUGAAAACUAAAAUGCAAAACAGGGAGAUGAAAAAGAAAGAGAAGAGGGAGAAAGCUGAGAUGAAAAAGAGAGCAAAAGAGGAGAGGUGUGACGGGGACAGUCAGGUGGAGGAGUCUGCUGGGUGUUGACACCAGUAGCUCCCUCUCCCCCUUCUCUCCUCCAUCCACCUUCACCUCCUCUCUUUUCAUCCCUCCUCCUUCUGUCCACCCUCCACCAUCUCACCUCCACCCUUCGUCCUUCUCCCGUACCCCAUCAACUUCAGGGCGGCACAGUGGCUCAGUGAUUAGUGAUUAGCACUGCAGCCUCACAGAGACACCUCCACCUGUCCAGCUGUGUGGAGUUUGCAUAUUCUCCCUGUGUCUGCGUGGGUUUUUACCCUGGUGCUCAGGUUUCCUCCCACAAUAUCAAAAGAUAUGCAAAUUAUUUGGACACUGAUUGUACGGUAUUUGAUUUGAGCCCUGGUGAUCAGGUUUCCUCCCUAAUAUAUUAACUAAUUGUUUAUAUGUUUAGAGUGUCAAGUGAGUUGACAUUCGAAGCAUAUGAACUAAUUGUUAAUAUAUUUAGAGUGUCAAGUGAGUCGCUACUUAAAUCAAUCAAAUACAAUCAAUCAUGGAGAUUUCUCCCACAAUCCAAAUAUAUUAAUAAACAUCAAAAUCAAAUAAAAAUUCAAUCAUAUAGGGUUCUCUGCUGGUGCUCAGUUUUACCCCACAAUGCAAAUAUAUUAAUAAAAAAACCCUUCAUAAAUAAAAGUUAAA